GUCCCGAACCCAAAAACAUGUAUAUGCCACACAAUUCCCUUCGCAGCUAGCUAUUGUGGCUCACAAGCACAUAGAGAGUCGCGAGGCCCAUGGCUGCCCUCUGCGGUCGAGUCCCUCUUUCACCCACCCAAGUUUUCAAUCUCACUAAAUCAGGAGGAGAUAAACCCUAUUUUCAUAAACGAUGCCCGAAUCGGAGCACGGUCAUGACUGCAACAACCACUGUGCUUGGGAAAGGAGGUGGGUUGUUGGAGAAGCCUACCAUAGAGAAGACCACACCUGGUCGUGAUUCUGAGUUUGACUUGAGGAAAUCAAAGAAAAUGUCUCCACCUUAUCGAGUGAUGCUGCAUAAUGACAACUUCAACAAGCGGGAGUAUGUUGUACAAGUUUUGAUGAAGGUUAUCCCUGGAAUGACAGUUGACAUUGCAGUCAACGUGAUGCAGGAGGCACAUCACAACGGCCUGGCAGUGGUGAUUGUGUGUGCCCAAGUGGAUGCAGAGGACCACUGCAUGCAGCUGAGAGGCAAUGGUCUUUUAAGUUCGGUUGAGCCUGCAAGUGAUGGAUGCUGAUCAUUGUUGACUAGUACCAUCAUCACCAAAAAUCCAAAUAAAUAAAAUAAAUUAUAAAAGGAAUUGCAAUGUCUUAGCUAGAUCAUAUCUUUGGUUAUAUAUCGGUUUGAGUAGUGCGAAUGUGCAUGUAUGUAGUACCCUAGUAGUAUGUACAUAAACUUGCCCCUAUUAACACGAACUGCUUUUAGGGCAUGUUGAGUA
Molecule: messenger RNA, 767 nt
Organism: Argentina anserina (silverweed cinquefoil)
Lineage: Eukaryota; Viridiplantae; Streptophyta; Magnoliopsida; Rosales; Rosaceae
Product: ATP-dependent Clp protease adapter protein CLPS1, chloroplastic
Exons: 3
Coding region: 90-566 (158 amino acids)
Biological process (GO): protein catabolic process; proteolysis
Source: RefSeq, a predicted model, not a curated record